Ascoidea rubescens DSM 1968 is the source of this 2589-nucleotide messenger RNA. It is a transcript of the gene OSH3, whose product is annotated as oxysterol-binding protein related protein OSH3. Bases 1 to 2589 code for a protein of 862 amino acids. Gene Ontology annotation, cellular component: perinuclear endoplasmic reticulum; intracellular membrane-bounded organelle; cytosol. Gene Ontology annotation, molecular function: sterol binding. The record is from RefSeq and is a predicted model, not a curated record. Gene Ontology annotation, biological process: endocytosis; maintenance of cell polarity; ER to Golgi ceramide transport. The transcript is spliced from 5 exons. Lineage: Eukaryota; Fungi; Ascomycota; Saccharomycetes; Ascoideales; Ascoideaceae.
AUGGAAACGUUGGAGGUUCAUUCCAAAGAUAUUUUAAUCAAGUGGAUCAAUGUUCCUGACAACUCAACUGUCCACUGGCAAGUCAAGCCUUUGAAGAAAUCUGUCAAUUUUGCUGUUUAUAAAUCUUUUUCUUUAUUACAAGAAAAAUUGAGAAAUUCAAAUUUAAAAUUAUGUCAGUGGUAUGGUAAAUUGUUGCCUGAUGAAUUGGUUUCGGGUCAUUUUAUUGUAUCCUCUUUAAAUUCAUCCCAAUCCUCUAUUUCUUCUUCUUCUAAUAAUAAUAAUAAUAAUAAUAAUAAUAAUAAUAAUAUUAAUAUUAAUAACAAUAACAAUAAUAAUAUCAACUCGCUAUCUCCUGGAGUUUAUGCUUUUAUUUUUGAUAAUACUUUCUCAAAAAGUAUUUCAAAAAAAUUGAAAUUUAAUCAAUAUAUUUCUCCCAAUGAAUAUUUAGACCAAAAGCCAACCUUUAAUACUGAAUCAUUAUUUCAAAAUAAAACAAGGUCUUCUUCAAUUAAAACACUUAACAAAAAAAAUAUACUAACUUCAAAAAAUGGUCAAUAUAUUCAAGGUUAUUUACUUAAAAAGAAAAGAAAAAAAUCUCAAAAGAGUUAUCUGAAGAGAUUUUUUUUAUUAAAUUUCAAACAUGGCAUUUUAAAUUAUUAUUUAAAUGAAAACUCAAACAUUUUAAGAGGAAACAUGCUAAUUAAUUUGGUGGAAAUUAUUGCAAUUAAAAAAAAAAGACAAAUUGUAAUUGAUAGUGGUGGUGAAAUUUGGCAUUUAAAGGCCUUAAAUGAUUAUGAUUGGACUGUUUGGGUUUCUGCCUUAGAUGUCAUCAGAUCAAACUCAGUAAAAAACAUCAUUAAAAACAACAAUAAUAUCAAUAAUAUUAAUAAUAUUAAUAAUAAAAUGAAUUUUAAAAAUAUUUUGGGUUUAUCCUCAAAUAAUCAUAAUAAUUUAUUCCAUAGUGGUUUUUCGACUUCUUCCCUUGAUAAACUUGAAUUUUCAAUUUCAACUUUGACAGUAAACAGAGAAUACAAUACUACAAAUGAUCUUGAAAGAGUGUUAUCAAGGAAUUCUUUAUUUUCCAACGAUGAGUUUGUGGAUGCAAAUGAGUAUUUGGAAUCCGUCAAGUCUAAAGAUCAGGGAGUUAUUUUAAUUGAUGAUCAAAAUCUCGAAUAUGAUGACGAAAAUUACUCAAACCAAGCUUUGACCAACAAAUCAAAAAACAGCAUUUUGGAAAACAAUAAAAAUAAAAAUAAAACUAUCUUUGAUAAUCAAAAAGCUGAAUUUUUAACAAUAUCCAAGAAAGAUUAUCUGGAAAAAAAAGAGGCUGAACCUUUGGAAAUUGAAAAUGACCUUUACCCAUUACCUAUUUUGGGUUCUCCAAUAAAAAGAAGAUAUGAUAUUCCUGAAUAUAUUUGCACACCACCAAGUCUUUUUCAAUUUUUAAAAAAUAAUGUUGGGAAAGAUCUAGCAUCAAUUGCAAUGCCUGUAACUGCUAAUGAGCCAUUGUCAAUGAUUCAAAAAUUUUCGGAAAUGUGCGAAUAUGUUAAUUUGAUAGACAAAACAAUUGAAAUUAACAAUACAGAUGAUUUUGGUGAAAGAAUUUUGCGGAUUGCGACAUAUGCUGUGAGUUAUUUAUCAUCAAUGAGAAUAAAAGAAAGAAGUGUUCGAAAACCUUUUAAUCCCUUGCUUGGAGAGACUUUUGAACUUGUGAGGGAUGACUUGGGUAUCAGAUUUAUUUGUGAAAAAGUUUCUCACCGGCCACCAAUUAUAUGUUUCAGGAUUGAAAGUAAACACUGGAAGAUUGAUUAUACCGUUCUCCCAACUCAAAAAUUUUGGGCCAAGAGUGUUGAGAUUAUCAACAAAGGAGAAAUAAAGUUGAAAUUUAAUAGAUCUGGAUUGGUCUAUACCUGGACCCAGCCGACAACAAUGAUUAGAAAUAUUAUUGCUGGGGAAAGAUAUGUUGAACCUGUAGAAACCACUACAAUAUACUGUUCAAAUGGUGAAAAAGCAUUGAUUGAAUUCAAGGCUGGAGGUAUGUUUUCUGGCAGAUCAGAAGAAUUAAAUAUCAAGGCUUGGGACUCAAAUGGAAACCAACAACCAUAUAUAGUUAAAGGAACAUGGACAAACUCUCUUGUUUUAACUAAUGACUUGGGUGAAAACAAGUCUAAAAAAAAUAAAAAGCAGAACAUUUUUGAAAAAGAAGUAUGGAAAGUUGGACCUACUGUUGAUAAUUGCAAAAAAAAAUAUGGGUUUACAUUGUUUGCAGCACAAUUAAAUGAAAUAACUUCUAUUGAGAAAGGUUAUUUACCACCAACUGAUUCAAGAUUGAGACCUGAUCUUAAAUUGUAUGUUGAGGGAGAUAUUGAUAGGGCACAAGAAACCAAAUUGGAAUUAGAACAACAUCAAAGAGACAGAAGAAAUCAAAACCAAGAAUUUCCUCCUAAAUUUUUUCGAAAGGUCGGUAAAGGUGACAGUGCUGAAUUAAAUUGGGAAUUCAUUGAUGGUGAGAAAAGCUAUUGGAAUCGAAGAAAGAAAAGAGAUUGGAGUGAUCUACUUCAAUUAUACCCGGCUUCCUCUACAAGCUAA